AUGAGUCAUCAGGACAACAAACGCGUCGUGUUCGUUUCUUUAAAAGCAUCAUCAUCCUCAUCGGAGACGGAGGCGAAUACUAAUUCGAAUUUAAACCCGCGGACGAGGCGGAAACGCGCGUUAGGCGUGGACCCUCUGACGACGUCUUUCGCGGAGUUUAAGACGCAAGUCGCCAAUCGAUUGCAGCUGAAGUUUGGGAUUAAAUCCAUCCGGCACAAAGGGUCCGGGAUGUUGGUGAAAUCCGUGGAGGAUUUGUUAGACAUCGAAGAUUUGGAGGUUGAGGAGUUUCGGGAGGAGGAGGUUCAAACGGCGAACGGAGGAUACGGGUCGACCGCACAGACGAUUUCAACGUCCGGCGGCUUGAAUAAUAAACGAGACGAAAGCAAUAAUAACGCGUCGUCGUCGUCGCGAAACUCUGUCCUCGAUCAAAAUAACGCGAAUACUAGUAGUAACGAGAAAGACGGCGACGACGACGCGGAGAAGUAUAAGCGAAGGACGAGCAUGGCGACGAGACAGAUGCAAAAAGUUUUACCGUACGCGUACUCGAAGAAAUUGAAUCCGGCGGGUAGUGGUAACAACGAGGGAUUGGACGAUUCGUACGAGGACGAGGAGACGCUUUUAGCCGCGUCGGCGGGGAAAAAGAAGAGGAAGAAUUUUAGCGGAAGUAGUAGUAGCGGCGGGAAGAAAUCAUGGUUUAGCGAUCCCAGGGCAAUUGUCGUCGCCGUGUCGUUGAUUUCGUGUUUAUUGACCAUGGUGCUCUUGUAUCAGAGAGUUUCUAUGUUAGAGAGCGAGAUUGAUUCGGCCAGGAACGCGGGGGUUUUGAAAACAGACGGCAUGAAGAAAAAAGAAUCGAGGACGAGGAUGGCGAUAGAGAAGAUCGAGAAAGCGGCUUUAGAAGCGGAAGAGGCGGGCGAGAUGUACGUGCCAGAGGCAUGA
This is a messenger RNA of Bathycoccus prasinos, 936 nucleotides long. RefSeq lists its product with no specific name. NCBI's taxonomy places the organism in Eukaryota, Viridiplantae, Chlorophyta, Mamiellophyceae, Mamiellales, Bathycoccaceae. The record is from RefSeq and is a predicted model, not a curated record. The transcript has a single exon. Bases 1 to 936 code for a protein of 311 amino acids.